CGGAGCGCGGCGGACCUGCGGGCGCCGGAGGAGUGGUACCCCAAGGCCCGCCUGUCGCGGCGGCGCGUCAUCUACCACGGGGGCCCAACGAACUCGGGCAAGACCUACCACGCGCUGGAGGCGCUCAAGCGCGCCGACGCCGACGGGGGCGGCGGCGUCUACGCGGGCCCGCUCCGGCUCCUGGCGCUCGAGGUCUACGAGCGGCUGAACGCGGCGGGCUGCUACUGCAGCCUCUUCACGGGCCAGGAGCGGCGCGAGGUGCCCUUCGCGACGCACGCGUCCUGCACCAUCGAGAUGGUGCCCGUGGGCCGACGCUGGGACGUGGCCGUCGUCGACGAGAUCCAGAUGAUCGGGUCGCCCGACCGGGGCCACGCGUGGACGCGCGCGCUCCACGGGUUGGACGCGCGCGAGAUCCACGUCUGCGGCGCGCUGGACGCGGCGGCCCUCGUGGAGCGGCUCUGCGGCAUCACGGGCGACGCCUUCGAGCUCAAGGAGUACGAGCGGCUCACGCCGCUGACGACGGAGCGCGCGCACCUCGACGGGUGGACGGGCGUGAAGAAGGGCGACUGCGUCGUGACCUUCAGCCGCGACGACAUCCACCGCGUGCGCCGGGAGAUCGAGACGGCCAACGAGGACAUGAAGUGCUGCGUCGUCUACGGGCAGCUGCCGCCGGAGACGCGCGCGCAGCAGGCGCGGCUCUUCAACGACGAGGCGAGCGGCUACGACGUGCUCGUCGCGUCGGACGCCGUGGGCAUGGGCCUGAACCUGAACAUCGGCCGCGUGCUCUUCCGCCAGAUCUUGAAGUACUCGGGCGAGCUCAGCGACGAGGCUUUGGACGGCACGCGGCUGUCGCCCGUCGAGCACCAGCUCGUGAAGCAGAUCGCGGGCCGCGCGGGCCGCAUGGCGACGGCCUUCUCGUCCGGCGGCGGCGGCGUGACGGCCAUGGACGCGCGGGACCUCUCGUACGUCCGCGCGGCGCUCGCGGCGCCGAACGACGCCGUGUCCCGGGCGGGCCUCUUCCCGCCGGCGGAGAUCCUCGCGCUCUUCGCCGCGGAGCUCGGCGACGCGGACAUGGGGCUCGGCGACGUCGUCGCGGCCUUCGUCGAGGCCUGCGACAUCGACGAGUCGCUCUACUACGUCUGCGGGCAGGACGAGGUCGCCAAGGUCGUCAAGAAGCUCGACGACGACAUCCGCCUCGACCUCGCCGACAUGCUCCUCUUCUGCACGGCGCCCUGCAACCUCAACGACCGCUUCGCCGUGUCCAUGCUCAACGCGUACGCGCGCGCGCGCGCCGGCGGCGGCCGCUGCGGGCCGAACGUGCGCCUCCCCAAGGGCCGGCCGUCGAAGCUCAGCGACCUCCACGACCUCUGCUCGAAGCACAACGUGCUCGACCUCUACCUCUGGCUCGCCUUCCGCUUCCCGGAGACGUUCCCCGACUCC
Messenger RNA from Aureococcus anophagefferens, 1440 nucleotides. RefSeq lists its product as hypothetical. The transcript has 2 exons. The annotation marks the transcript as partial. The record is from RefSeq and is a predicted model, not a curated record. Gene Ontology annotation, molecular function: RNA helicase activity; ATP binding; hydrolase activity, acting on acid anhydrides. Lineage: Eukaryota; Pelagophyceae; Pelagomonadales; Pelagomonadaceae. Gene Ontology annotation, cellular component: mitochondrial degradosome. Gene Ontology annotation, biological process: mitochondrial RNA 3'-end processing; RNA catabolic process.